Messenger RNA from Stegostoma tigrinum, 1103 nucleotides. RefSeq lists its product as uncharacterized. Bases 118 to 825 code for a protein of 235 amino acids. Gene Ontology annotation, biological process: synapse organization; homophilic cell-cell adhesion. The transcript is spliced from 5 exons. The record is from RefSeq and is a predicted model, not a curated record. Gene Ontology annotation, cellular component: neuronal cell body; axon; plasma membrane. Lineage: Eukaryota; Metazoa; Chordata; Chondrichthyes; Orectolobiformes; Stegostomatidae. Gene Ontology annotation, molecular function: protein binding; axon guidance receptor activity.
CUUUCUCAAUCGGUUGCUGGUCUUGCUGUUGCUUUUCAAGAAUAUAAAAUAAUCUUCCCUCCAAAACGUAAGGAGAAGGAAGUGGCUGCCUGAGGGAGGACUCAGUUCUUCACCAGGAUGUCAAAGGCUGCAGCGGCAAAAAAAGCUGCCCCACCCCCAGGAUGCACCAUCGACAUCAACGAUCCCAAAGUUCAAGACGCCGCCAUUAAAAUUCAGGCCUCGUAUCGAGGGCACAGGUCUCGUAAGGAGCUGAGGGAAAAGGGCCCUCCGAGGAUCCUGAAGGAAUUGAAGGAUGUGGUGUUGAUCGAGGGCAGUGCAGCGAAGCUGGACUGCAGGGUCAGUGCCUUCCCUGACCCUCUCAUUCGCUGGUUUAAGGACGGUCAGGAGCUGAAGGAUGGGCCCAAAUACCGCUAUGUGUUUGAGGACCCUGAUGUGGUAGCGUUGGUGGUUAGGGACGGGACUCUGUCUGAUCUAGGAAAAUACACCAUCUCAAUCAGCAACACCUUCGGAGAAGCCUUUGAUUCCGCAAAGAUCAUCAUCGAAGUCCCAGGGAAGAUUCAGAAGGGUCCGGACAGCGUGAAAGUGAAAGUGGGGCAAACAGUGAAGCUGGUCGCUCACAUCAGCGGUGAGCCUGAGCCUGACGUUGGAUGGGCCAAGGAUGGCGAGGACGUGGAAGAGGAUGACAGAUUGUUUUAUGAUAUUGGUGAAGACACCACCACACUGACGAUCAAAAAUGCCACAAAAGCAGAUGCUGGGAAGUACGAAGUCUUCGUAGAGAACAGUCUGGGAAUGGACCAGUCGUUUGCCAGAGUUGAUGUCAUCUGAUUUCUCUCAACUCGCCAUCUCUUUCCCUCCCUGUCGGUUGCUCUCCCUGUCUCUCUCACACUUUCUCCAUCUCCCAAACACUGUUUUGAUGGUCUGGGAGCGUCUACUACCCCGACUAUCCCAAUACAGCCGUCACUCCCUCUGGCUCAUACUGAGAGGCAGCCGAAGGUUAGUGACCUACCCUCAGGGAUCACAGACGGUUGGUGCUAGUACUCCAUUCCUCACCACUGACCCACUCAAUGGGAUGAAACCGCUUUUGUUUAAAAUAAAUAUUUGAG